AUGCGGAAAACGUCCUAUGUUGUGACUUUUUUUGCAGUCAUAGUCAGCUUGGUUUUAAAUUUACUUUCCCUGCGUCGGGUGGACUGGCUGGUCGUCAAAACACCCGAGGUUCUCCGCACAACAAUUACCUUUCAAUAUGGUCUUACCCAGCUCUGUGAAUACAAAGUCGUCAACAUUCCAGGAGGCGGAGAGAAUGGCAAGUUCUCUUAUACCGAUUACAGCUGCCGCAAGUUCCCCAUGCGAGUGAAGGAUGCUUGUGAAAAGGAGAACGAGUCUUUUUGCACGGCCUGGAUUAGUGCUAGAUAUGCUGUUGAGCUUGGAGCUGGCUUUGCAGUCUUAUCGUUAUUCGCGAUCCUCGUCGGCGUCAGUACAGGUUCCCGAAGAAGGAGAAUUUGGAAGGCUGUUGCUGGACUCGUUAUGCUUCAUGCUACUUUUGGAAUUGUUGCUUUCGCGAUUGUAACCGACAGUAAACGUACUGGUACAUACCGGGGCACCUUCGAUGAAGCGUACUUUGGCGUUGGAUACGGCUUAAACACGGCGUCCUGGGUACUCUCGGUUUUCGUUGCCCUCGGAGUUCUGGCGACUGGUAUCGCGGCUGACUUGGGGCACAAGUGGGCCGCAGGAAACCGCGCUUAUCGUCGUAUAGACGGCUGA
This is a messenger RNA of Marasmius oreades (fairy-ring Marasmius), 654 nucleotides long. RefSeq lists its product as uncharacterized. The record is from RefSeq and is a predicted model, not a curated record. The coding region runs from base 1 to 654 and encodes 217 amino acids. NCBI's taxonomy places the organism in Eukaryota, Fungi, Basidiomycota, Agaricomycetes, Agaricales, Marasmiaceae. The transcript is spliced from 5 exons.